Trifolium pratense (red clover) is the source of this 989-nucleotide messenger RNA. Its product is annotated as UPF0329 protein ECU05_1680/ECU11_0050-like. Bases 195 to 746 code for a protein of 183 amino acids. The transcript has 2 exons. The record is from RefSeq and is a predicted model, not a curated record. Lineage: Eukaryota; Viridiplantae; Streptophyta; Magnoliopsida; Fabales; Fabaceae.
CGCUUACCACCGGACCAAUAAGCCAAUUCAUGUUUUUCUGGUGUCCGAAAAACUACUUUGCAUACUUUGCAGUUAUAUUUUUCAGUGCGGGCUUUUGAAAUUUUUCUCUUACAUCCCAAAAAUUAAUCGAUUUCAAUUCAAAACCCUUCUUCACUCACAACAUUCUCUGCUAGGGUUUCGAUUUCAAUUCAAUCAUGUGGAAACAAUUAUCGCGUUCACACGUGCGUUCAUUCGCUACACGUGCGUCAAACUCCCACCAUAACAACCACCGCGAAAAUCACAAGUUCCUCUCACCGAGUUCCUUUGUUGGAAGCUGGCAAGCUCCAAAGGAUCCAAAGGAAGCCGAAGCAAUGCUUGCUCAGCUUCGUAGAGACUAUGCAAAGCAAGUGAAAGAGGUUCGGAAGGAAUACAUCACAGAAAUGGAGGCCAUGGCUUUGGAGAAGCAGCGAAAGGACGAGGCUCGGAGGGAAUCACUUCGAGUCGCGAAUGAAGAGCGUAAGAAACUUAAGGCUCAGGCUGCUCAACUUAGAGCUCAGGAACGUAAUAUUGCUAAACAACAGUUUCAAGAAACUCUUUUAAAAGAGAGAGCAGAGAAACUUGAAAGUUGGAGGAUGCAAACCAAGAAACAUGAAGAGAAGAAGGCUGAGAAGAAAGAAUUAUUGCAUAAACGAAGUUCGUUGUGGGUUGAUGAAGCCGAACUCGAGAAGGAAAUAACAAGUGUUGUAAUUGCUACAACAUAUCUUUGAUCCCCUUGCAGUUUCAUAUUUCUACUGGUUAGUAGAAUCUAGUCAUAUGUUCAAAGAAGCCGCAUAGAAAAUAAUUCUUGUAUGAAGAGUAAAUCAUGUGGUUAGUUGUUGUUCUACACAAGUUAUGUGGCGUCUUUGUUUCUUGUUUGUGGUCCUAAAGCCUUAAAACAUGAUUUUGCUCAUGACGCUCUUUCAAAUUCAACAACGCAUCUAUACUGGAAAAAAGCAAAUCGUCUUCCCCAA